Carcharodon carcharias (great white shark) is the source of this 4630-nucleotide messenger RNA. RefSeq names its product interleukin-1 receptor accessory protein-like. The record is from RefSeq and is a predicted model, not a curated record. The transcript has 14 exons. Gene Ontology annotation, biological process: signal transduction. The coding region runs from base 377 to 2524 and encodes 715 amino acids. Lineage: Eukaryota; Metazoa; Chordata; Chondrichthyes; Lamniformes; Lamnidae.
GACAGACUGAGAAGCAGGCAGAAAGCAAUAGAGAUAAACAGAAAGAGGAUGGAGAUAAUGGUGGGAGGAGAGAAAGAGAGAAUCAUGGAUUUUUGGAUAUAGAGAAAGAUAAAGGCUGAGAGGAGAAAGUGACUGAGGAGGAAAGUAAGAAGAGACCGGGAGUGGGACUCAGGGAGAGUGACACCUGAGCUGCAGGAAGUGAUGGACUGAGUGAGGAUUGGAGCUGGAGAGAGGUGUUACCUGUGCAGGAGCUGGGACACAACUUAUUACUGAGAGCAGUUUUCAAAAUAUGUGAAAGGAGGCAGAAGGGAAGUCUAGCUGACCGAAUGUCGAGAGCCACCCAGUCAGGUAACCGAGUUUGUUUGUUUUCCAUUUGAUGGGAGAAGGGGAUGUGCCACGACGAUCAGCGUGUUGGCAAAUAAUGGCGGAAUUGUGGGGUCAGAAGUUCUGCCAAUACCUGGUGUGUCUUGGACAGAGAGAAGUUGAGAAACCUGGUGAUGAUAUCCUGCUAUCAGAGGCUCCAACACUCCUCUUUAGUGAUCUGCGCAUCAGACAAUUGCUCAACUGGUUUUACUGCCUCACAUGGUUAUUGGAUACAGGUUGGUGCUGGAUGCCUUGGUCUCUUUCAGUCCUCAUGCUGUGGAUAUUGGCCUGUAUUGCUGCAACAGAAACCCAUAGUGAAUCGGGACAAUGUGUGGACUGGGGGGUGGACAACAUCAAUACAGUGAAGGCCUACAAUGGGGAGCCAGCAAAGAUAAGCUGCCCCCUCUUCCUGACAUACAUCAAGUUCAACUACAGCAUGGCCCAUGGCUCGGGAUUAACACUGGUGUGGUAUAAGACCAGACAAAAUGAAGACCUGGAAGAGCCUAUUGACUUUCACCAAGCGGAGAACCGAAUUGUACAGAUGGAGGACGUUCUGUGGUUUUGGCCAGUGCUUGCCAAUGAUUCUGGCAACUACACCUGCAUGUUGAGGAAUACCACGGAUUGUCUCAAAGUGGCAAUACCUCUCCUGGUCAUUCAGAAAGGACGCAACAGUUGUAACAGCAGUAAGGAAAUGGUCUUCCCUGUCGAGCUCAUUCUCGGAGAAACCAGAAACUUGAUCUGUCCAAACACUGCUGAGUUCUCCAACUCUUCAAUCAAUUCAACAGUUGCCUGGUACAUGGACCUGUCUGAGGACCUGAAUAAGGACCAGUGUCAGGGGUGUCGUAGAGUUGGGAAAGACAUGGACACAGUAAAAGAGAUUGAGAAUAAAUUGCUAUUCUUUGUCGUAAGAGAAUAUCACGAAAAAGAAUACACCUGUAUCGUAACAACGACACGGAGAGACCAGCAGUAUAAUCUGACCAGAACAGUUGCUGUCUCAAUUUGUGCUAGCCAACAUGACCUAAAGCCGCCAAUUUUAGUUCAGCCAAAGGCUGACCAACAGAUUGAAGUGGAAUAUGACCAGGAAGUAGAUUUAACCUGCAGGAUGUUUUUCCAUUGCAUCCAGGAUUCACGCACAAUUCUCUGGUGGUCUGUCGAUGGGAGAAAUGCACAGGAAUUAGCUCCAACAAUAAAAAUAUUUCAGAGUGUAGAGUUGUCGAAUCUCAAGGACAAGACAAUUACAAGUACAUUAAGCAUUAAAUCUGUGACCCCGAGUGACCUCCAGAGGAACUACACCUGUUUUGGGCAAAACAGAAAAGGAUUGAGUUCUGUACAAGUGACCUUACUCAAGAAAGCUCCCAGUUACGCGAUUGAACUUGGCUGCGCGUUAGGAGUUAUGCUGCUGAUACUGGUCAUUUCAAUCUUUGUCUACCACUUCUGGUGGAUGGAAGUCAUACUGCUUUACCGACUGUACUUUGGGACUGAUGAAACAAUAGGAGAUGGGAAGGAGUUCGAUGUCUACAUGUCGUACGCGAGGAAUGCUGAAGAGGAAGAGUUUGUCCUUACGACUCUUCGAUCCGUUUUGGAAAAUGAAUACGGAUACAGAGUCUGUAUCUAUGACCGGGACAGUUUACCUGGUGGAAUCAUUACAGAUGAGACAUUGGCCUGUAUUUGGAAAAGCAGGAGGCUGGUAGUAGUGCUGAGCCCGAAUUACCUGGUGAAUGGGACACAGGCACUUUUGGAACUGAAGGCUGGCACUGAGUGCAUGGCCAGCACUGGGCAGAUCAGAGUUAUACUGGUGGAGUUCAUCCCGGUGAGGAAAGUCAGCCACGUGGCAGAGCUGAGAAGGCUGAAGGCGGUGAUGGCGACCAUCAAGUGGGAAGGGGAAAAGUCGCAGGAUCUGAGGAGCCGUUUUUGGAAGCGGCUGCGGGUCGCCCUUCCCACAAAAAGGAAAACACAGACGUCCGAAAGGAAGAGCGAGAGGCUCACGUACAGAAAACUCGACUUGCUCGUGCCGGAAGGAAACUUGCUCAAUCCACCUCUUUCUGAGAACUGUUUUAUCGCCAGCAAGUGCCUUCAUACCUACGAUGAAAGAGCAAUCAAUACGCCUACGGUUUCUGAAAACUCUACUACAGAAGAAGCCGAGUCCUCAACACUUUGUUGAACAUUAACGCUCUGUUUAAAAAAAAAUUAUUCUCCCCGUAGAGAAUGCUCCUUUUCACAGAAUCUUAAAUGGUGCAAAUCAGGGGGCAAGUAAGGGAAGCAAAGUUGCGGGUCAUAUCUUUAAACAGUCAUCGAAUCCAGGAUGCAUGGCUUGUUUUGGGUGUGGGGGAGGGUGGAAUUAUGAUGUGAUAUGCCUAUUCCAUUCCAUCUCACCCCAUCUCAACGAAGAUUUUGUUAAGAAUGCUGCGUGAUAUACCAAUCAUUACAAAGACAACUGUCUUUGCGGUGUGGUCUGAUAGGGUUAGCUGCUAAAGAACAUGCAGUCUCACCUGACAAGCGCAAGAUUCAGGUCCAUGUUUCCCUUUUGUAGAGAAAAGAGCCCCAAAUGAUUCCGCCUUUCCUGAUCAAUACAUCCUUUGAGCCCUAAUAUGAUCCUCGUGAAUCCUUGUUUAAACAUUUUCCACUGCCUCUAUACUUUUUGUAACAUGGAGACCAGAACGGUGCAGAGUGCUCCAAGUGGCCUAGUCAAGGUUCAAUACAAGGUAAACAUAACACUGCAACAGGGGAGUGUAGCGUAGUUUUGACAGUGCUGUUCCAUAAAUGAGUUUGGUGUCUGCACCUCAACCAUGUUCCAGCUGUUCACUGUUCUCUAUGUAAACAAGUAACUUCCUGUUAUCAGGCUGGCAUUAAAUUUUCAUCCAAUCAUGUUGCAGGAAAUUAACCAGCCAAUCUAGUUCCAGAAUAUUGCCCAUCAGCUUGACUACUGAACUAAUCAGAUCUGGGAACCAUCUCUGCCCAUUCAUGUUCCACCACAAUGCAGCCAUCAUGAUAGCUCCUCCUUACAUCCAACUCUAAACUGUAGCACAAAAGUUGCAGACUUGCCCAUAAAUCUCACCAUCUUGCCUACCAAUUGCUCCCAUUUCCUUACCUCCCCACCCUGCCCUGCCACCCACAACAGCAUUGGCUCUGGGUAUGUGUAACCGAUGUGCAGGUGUUCCAGGCCUCUAUCAUCUAGAUUCUGGCCCAAUUCAAUGUGAGAAACAGAAAAUCAAAAGAACAAAGGCAAAGGUGUGCCAACUAUUCCAUCCAGUCAUGGGUCACCCCCACCACCACCCCUCUCUCCCUACCCCAGUUGUUCCCCACUCUCUCCAUUCCACAGUUUAACAAGGUGGAUGAGUCAUUGUGCCUUGGCAUUGGCUGCUGAAAGAAGUCCAGGAGGAGAUGGGAGAGUGGCACUGGAAUGUAGUCAACAUGCGCCCUUUGUUCACGGAAGGAGAGAAGGAUAAAUGGUAACUUUGGGUUGAUUAGUUGAAUGCCAGUUGUGGUCACACUGAUAGAAUCUCUAACUUGAGACAAAGUAAAUAUUUAGAAAUGGGCAAGGUCUCACUUUUGGAAUUUCUUAGUGUUGGUCCCCUGAUCAUUCAGACUAUGGUUAUUUGUUUUAAAAUGCUACUGUUUAAAUUUAGAAUUCAAGGAGUCAAAUUCACCAAACAGGGGGCUAGGAAGUGGUGUAUUAGAGGCUGAUGAGCCAAAUACUUCAACGUGAGACAAUGGACGCAGAGUCUAAACUCCUUAGGGAUUUCCAGUGCCAUUCGAGUAAGGAUGUUUCCAUUCAAUUGUGAACAAGGGGUGAUGGUUUCAAGGACGCCAAACACAAAGCAAUAGUGGCUGGUUUAAUUGGCAGUUCUCCUGGACAAAGCAAGAGGAGCUGGGGGAGAGCCAGAGGUCAACUCGAUGGUAACAUAUUUGGCUAAUCAUCAAGAGGACAGGUGAACACAUGGCCUUGGCCAGUUUCUGGGAGGAGACCUGUAAAUGGGGAGUAAGCAAGACCACCUGAAGAUACAACUGCCUCAAAGCAGUGCAUAUUAUUGACUAGGAAAGUGAUAAUUGGCCCAAUAACUGGGGCAGUGUAGUGUGUUUGUUAUUUUAUUUGUUAAAAGAUGUGAUGCUGAAUUUGAGACUUUUUUUAUUGGCUCAUGGGGUAUGGGCAUUGCUGGCUGGGCCAGCACUUAUUGCCCAUCCCUAGCUGCCCUUGAGAAAGUGGUGGUGAGCUGCCUUCUUGAGCCGCUGCAGUCCAUGUGGUGUAGGUACACCCACAGUGCUGUUA